Molecule: messenger RNA, 1677 nt
Organism: Saccostrea echinata
Lineage: Eukaryota; Metazoa; Mollusca; Bivalvia; Ostreida; Ostreidae
Exons: 7
Coding region: 329-1618 (429 amino acids)
Source: RefSeq, a predicted model, not a curated record
UAAGAAUAAAAGCAAGAUAAAUAGACUUUUGGCGGUAAUUCCCUUCCAUAACCAUGGAGGUGGUGAUAAGAACACAGGUGACAACUCAUCAACCAGUUCUAACCAAGGAGAUAAAAGACCGAACACUAGUCCUGUAAAACAGGGUGAUUAUACUGCUGAUGAUGACGUGAAAUCAACAGGAGACACGGAACAAGAAAAGGAGACAGAAUCUAAAAAAAGCCCAAGACCAUCAUCCCAAGGGAACAGUGAUCUACAGACAACUACCGAGGAUGUCGAAGAUUCAGGUAACCUCUCUGUUGGAACCACUGAUGACAACAAAGACAGCCAAAUGGAGAGAGAUACGGAAAAUGGUGCAGGAACUACUGAAAGUAGUACUGAUGGCAAAACCACUAAGCCAAUCAAUGAUGACGACACAAACAGCACUGGUGAGAUAAGUACUGCAGACGUCCCAGAUAUUGGAAGUGAAUCAGAGUGCUAUGAAAGCACAGAAAUUCCUGAAAAUACAGACAAUUUUUCUAAAGAGACUGGGUUAAGAGAUGGACAAAUUUUAGCUCAAACACCAGAGGCAAAAGUUAAAAGCAAAAUUUUCUGGAAAGAUAUAAUGAAAACACAAGCAGUUACAGUUAUAUUGGCUGUGUAUGGUGUUUUGAUUCUUCUAUUGUUAUACCUGGUUCUGAAUACACCCUAUUCAUCGAUCCAUGUACCACCAACAAAUGUUGAAGCAUUAGUGAAGAUUUCUAAUCUCAAUCAGAAUUUUGGAGCCCUACAACUGGAAAAUUCAAAACUCAAAAGUAAAAUUGACAGCUUAGAAAUAGAAAUACAGGAAAAGAAAGACGAGAUUAGAAAGCUGUAUGAAACAGUGGAAAAACUUCAACAGAUGGUGGAUAACCUGAGAGAAAAACUUCCCUUCCUGGCCGGGAAGAUGAAGUGGAUGGAGCAGGAGCAGACAGAGCAGGGUAACUAUAUCCUGCUAUUUCUGGUUAUAUUUCUGCUCAUAUUCCUUGGAAUAACUUAUUUAAUAAUGCGUCGCAAAGAGACACCGCAUAUUAUACCAGGACAAGUAGAAAGCUUUGCUCAGUUCCAUAGCAAAGUUGGUGGCAAAACGCAUACAUCUGUCCUCGAUAAGAUACGUCCGAAAAGUUUGGACAAAACAAUUGGAAUCGUAAGCUUCAAUAAUAACACACAGAAAGUCCACAAGGAAAUGCUUCAGCGCGCUUUAAAUUCAAAUGAUAGAAAUACUGAGAUUGUUGCUGUUGUUGUAGACAGAGCAGAUAAAAUUCUGACGAUACAUCCUUCAUGUUUAUUGUUUAUUUUUGUGGAUAGAAAUGAUCGAAAUAUCAUUCUUGAAGACCCAGACUCGGAGAUUGGUGACCUUAGGCGACUCACAACACAAGGUGUUAUGAAGAUGGGAUGUACCGUGGCGGUAGUCUAUGUACAUGACAAAGAGUCUCGGGAUUUAGAUGGGCGUGACCUAUAUAAUCCCUGCCUCCAGUCAGUCAAACGACACCCUGUAUUAAAGGAAUUGCAGGCAGAUGGGCGUGUCUUCUCUGUGAUGGACAAUUUCAAUCAAAAUCAAAAUAAACAUAUUAACCAACUGCUGAAGAAAUGCGGAUUGUAAUGUGUUUAAAACGGAAUGAUUGAAUAAAAACUAUAUCUUUUUUCCUAAAUAAAGGGGAA